This is a messenger RNA of Botrytis deweyae, 612 nucleotides long. RefSeq lists its product as uncharacterized. Lineage: Eukaryota; Fungi; Ascomycota; Leotiomycetes; Helotiales; Sclerotiniaceae. The transcript is spliced from 4 exons. Gene Ontology annotation, molecular function: GTP binding; GTPase activity. The record is from RefSeq and is a predicted model, not a curated record. Gene Ontology annotation, biological process: small GTPase-mediated signal transduction. The coding region runs from base 1 to 612 and encodes 203 amino acids.
AUGGAUGACACCCAACUAGGACCCCCUCCUAUAGAAACAACAGUUCUACUCCUGGGCGAUUCCGAAGUCGGCAAAUCGACCUUCCUAUCCCAACCCCCAUCCAAUCUCUCCCCUUCCGCCACCUCAAAACAAGCCCAUCUCCUCCUCGAUUCCCACCAACCAUUUACCUUCGGCAUUCGCUUCUCCAACAUCCCUUACCGCUUAAAUUUCUACGACACCUCUUCGCCUACCGACUGGAAGACAUUGAAACCUAAUGUUGUCGUACUCUGCUAUGCCGUUUCGAAUCGCCUGAGUUUGAUUAAUCUACAAAGAUUUUGGGCCAAAGAACUCCAAACCGCCUUCCAAUACGAGCUCCCCGUCCUCCUCCUCGCUCUCAAGCGCGAUCUCCGAUCCGAAAAAGAUCCAAAUGGGAUUAUCUACCCGCAAGAAGGUCAUCGCAUUGCGCAGGAAUUGAGAUGCGAUCGAUAUAUGGAAUGUUCAUCCAUGACCGGCGAGCUAGUAGCAGAAGUAUGGGAAGAUAUUAGCCGCACCGCCGUUCUAGCUGCUGGGGGAGGAAAAGCGGGUUCCAAUGGUGAUGGUGGGCUAAGCGAUGGGGGAUGUUCAAUUAUGUAA